AUGUCCGCCAACGACUAUACAACCUUUCCACCAGGGACUCAUUUGUUAGAAGACGAUCACAGCAAUGUGAACGAGAAGAAAGAACUUAUUCUCAAACCUACGCCUUCAGCUGACCCCGAGGACCCAUUGAACUGGUCUACGCCGAGAAAAGCAUUGAACUUCGGACUCACUUGUUCAUACGUCGUAUUCACUUUUGUUCUCAUUGAUGUCGGCAGCACCCUGGUCAAAUACUACGAAAAGGACCUCCACCUGUACACGAAAGCACAGAAUAAAUCCAGUGGAGCCUCAUACGCAGGCCUCGCGAUAGGCGCUCUCAUUUUCAUUCCCUGUGUGCACAAGUUUGGUCGACGACCUAUUUACAUCAUAAGUGCAAUCCUUCAGUUUGUGGCGGCAAUUUGGGAUGCGAAAUUCACUUCCGAGGGUGAGUAUAUAACUAUUGGCCUGUUAUCCGGUCUAUCAGGCUCAACCUGCGAGGCUAUCGUGAUGAUUACCAUUGUCGAUCUUUUUUUCCUGCAUCAGCAUGCUCGCAUGAACGGUGUCUUCAUCCUCAUGCAGACCCUGGGUACGCUAGGCGGCCCCAUUGCUGCCGGGUAUGUUGCAGUAUAUGUCGGGUGGCGAUGGGUGUGGUGGAUAACCGCCAUCCUGUUGGGUACCAAUCUGCUGCUGGUUCUAUUCUUUUUCGAGGAAUCCAAAUACGUUCCACGAUCGGGGUCGGUUGGGAAGAAGAUCUCAAAAGAAAACCAUCGUGGGGAUGCCGAUGGCGCGUUAUCAUCAUCUGACAGUGGAGAGAUAUCAUCUGAGCCACAUAUGGAAUCUCAGACCUACUACCCUCGCAAAACAUAUCUUCAACGCCUUGCACUUGUGACGAAGACCGACGGCCCGAUGCUGCGGAACUUUUAUCGGCCUCUGAUUGCCCCUUUCUUCUUUCCCGCCGUUGCAUUCACGGCGUUCCAAUAUGGCAUAAUCCAGUCAUGGUUCUCUGCUACCGUAACAGCUGGAACCCAAAAUUUGUUCUACGCCCCUUACAACUUUCAACCAAACCAAAUUGGUCUAUUCAAUAUCGGAGGUUUCAUAGGUGUUGUCCUAGCUGGAAUCACCAUAGCUUUAGUGAGUGACCGGCUUGUUGUGGUCCAAGCUCGCCGAAACAAGGGUGUGUUCGAGCCAGAGAUGCGUUUGUGGCUGCUCUUCCCUGCCAUCAUCUGUAACUCUAUUGGCUCCUGGGUUUUUGGUAUCGGACUUGCUCGGGGCUGGCACUGGAUUAUCCUUGCCGCUGGCAAUGCAAUUUUCGGUUUUGGAUUCAUGAUCACCGCCGAUGUUGCUCUAACAUACCUUACUGAUACCUAUCCACUGAUCAUCAACGAUGCCCUUAUCUCCGUUGUCUUCAUCCGCAACGGUCUGGGAAUGAUUAUUAAGUUUGCAUUGAACAGCUGGCUCACUGGGAUGGGCCUCCAGAACGCAUUCAUUCUCAUCGGAUGCCUUUCUCUCGCAACUAUGAUCAUGCCGGCUUUACUCAUAGUCUACGGUAAGCGUGCUAGAAGACACUCUGCGCCCAAAUACAGAGAGUUUGCUGCCGAGCAGCAGUCUCAAAGAGCAGGUGCUUAG
This is a messenger RNA of Penicillium verhagenii, 1602 nucleotides long. RefSeq lists its product as uncharacterized. NCBI's taxonomy places the organism in Eukaryota, Fungi, Ascomycota, Eurotiomycetes, Eurotiales, Aspergillaceae. Bases 1 to 1602 code for a protein of 533 amino acids. Gene Ontology annotation, biological process: transmembrane transport. The transcript is spliced from 5 exons. The record is from RefSeq and is a predicted model, not a curated record. Gene Ontology annotation, molecular function: transmembrane transporter activity.